AUGAACGAUCCACUAACAGAAACUACAAGGUUCCGUAGGCAUAGUCAUGCAGAUAUUCUUCAUAGUCCAAGUCAUCGUCGUAGCAAUUCAGCUCGUUCUGUCGAUAUAUUUAAUUUAGUUGUUCCAACAAAUUCCGAUUCAACAUUGUCACAAUUAAUAUGUCCUAUGUGCUCGCUACCAAUGAAAAGACCAACUAUAUUACCAUGUAAACAUACAUUUUGUUUUCAAUGUAUAGAAAACAAACAUCACGUUCAUGCAAGUUCAGCACCAACUCAUCUAAACAAUUAUUUAUCACCAAUUCCAAAUCCAACAAUAGUAGUACAAUGUCCACAAUGUUCACGUUUACAUCGCUUAAAAUCUUUAGAAGAUUUAGAAGAAGAUCAUUCAUUACAAUUAUUAAUAAAUACACUUUUAUGUGAACAAUGUCAUCAAUUACAUCCAUCAAAACAAAUUGAUACAUGUUCUGACUGCUAUCGUGUAUUUUGUAUAAAUUGUUAUAAACAACACGUUCAAAGUCAUCGAGAUAGUUCAAAAACAAAUAAAUAUGAUUAUCGAGAUGUAUCUACAGAUGAAACAGUCAAUAUAAGUAUGACAUUAGAUUCGGAUGAAAAUGAUCAAUCUUCAGAUAGUCAAAUAUUUAAACCACGAUCAUUUAAUAACGAAAAGAAGUUAACAACUGAAUUAACGAAACCAACAUUAGUCAAAGAAAAUAAUGUAGAUGAAAAUACAGAUCCAUCAGAAAUUACAAAUACAAAGAAAAAAUCUACUAUUUUUCAUAGAAUAAUGAGUCCUUCUCGACGUCAUCGAUCACCUAAUGUAUCUAAUAAAGAUAGUGUAACAAAAAAUUCUUCACCAUCUGUUAUUAAACAAACAAAUUCAACGAAAAGUAUUCUUCGAAAAAAAUUAACUAUUAAUACCAAUAUUCAAGAAACAUCAAAAACAGAAUCUAUACAAACAAACUUACCUGUUACACCUCUUCGUCAAUUUGUAAAUCUUACUGAUCAAUAUUCAAAUACUGUUCAACGUGUACAAAAAUGUAAACAACGAAAAACAGAAUUAGAUCGAACUGUUCAAAAACUUAUUGAAGUAUUGACUAUAAAAACAAAUGAAAAUAUUAAUCAAAUAUCGCAAUAUUGGAGUUAUUUAAAACAAACAUUAUUAGAUCAAUUUCAAUCGAAAACUAAUCGAUUUUUAAUAUUCGAUUAUUUAUUAAAAAAUUGUUGUUCAGGUUUAGAUUCUCGAAAACAAAUCGGUUUAUAUGUUGAAAAAAACGAUGAAAUUAAAGCAGCACUUGAAGUUCUAUCAAAAACAUUAAACAUUGUUACUAAUCAACAAUCUCUAUCAAUCAUAAGUCAACUAUUCGAUCGUGAAGGACGAACAACAAUACGUACAUUAAAAAAUCAACUUGAAACAUUAUUAUCAUCAUAUUCAGAUUCAUGUUCUUUUAUUAAUGAAUUUGUUAUUGCAUACGAAGCACGUUUUGCUACAUGGAAAGAGCCUAAUCCAAUUGAUUUAAAUUUAAUAACUGAUGGUUGGACAAAAAUUAUUAAAGAAGAUUAUCCAUCAUUAAUAGAAAAAAUUUCCAAUGAUUUUAUAAACACAAUACCACAACUAGAACAAACUCUUUUACAAAUGCUCAAUAAUAUGAGAAAACGUUUGUUAACUAUCGAUAAUCAAACAACAAGUCAAAGGACUAGUACUUCUUAA
Messenger RNA from Rotaria sp. Silwood1, 1707 nucleotides. NCBI's taxonomy places the organism in Eukaryota, Metazoa, Rotifera, Eurotatoria, Philodinida, Philodinidae. The record is from the annotation of a GenBank genome assembly.